Molecule: messenger RNA, 2823 nt
Organism: Diaporthe citri
Lineage: Eukaryota; Fungi; Ascomycota; Sordariomycetes; Diaporthales; Diaporthaceae
Exons: 2
Coding region: 1-2823 (940 amino acids)
Biological process (GO): mitotic actomyosin contractile ring assembly; barbed-end actin filament capping; actin filament bundle assembly
Cellular component (GO): cell division site; mating projection tip
Molecular function (GO): small GTPase binding; actin binding
Source: RefSeq, a predicted model, not a curated record
AUGGCCUCGUUAUUUUCUAGGGGGAAGCACAAGGCCGACAAGAGAGCCACAAGUGACGAGGGCCGCAACUUGGCUGUGAACCAGCAGCUUGACACAGGCAGUUCAACAGGCUCGCGCUCCUCGCGCCACAACCGGGACUCUUCGGUGGUAUCCGUCGACCGUCCCAACUCGGCCGAGGGAGUCGGCAUCAACGAGGUGGCAGGCGUCUUCUCGACGAUACCUUACGACAGUACCGCCAACGGCCGCCGUUCCCCCGUGCCCGUCGAAUACCUGCCCAAACCCGACCAGCUGCCCGUCCGGAGAGACCCACUGCCGCAUCAAUUGAACAAGGCCACUGCCGACUUCCACCAGUAUCCAAGAGGCCUUUCACCUACGAGUCCCGGCGAUGCGUUCUACUUCCCCAAGCCCGAAGACCGGUUGAUCGACGACAUGUUCCUCCAGUUGAUGCAGAAACGCGGUUGGCAUAACCUCCCGGAACAGGCCCAGCGCCAGAUGCUCGCAUAUCCCUCCGCAAAGAAAUGGACACUUAUUUACCAGGAUAGGCUCACCGAGUGGCAAGGCGAACAGAAGAGAAGAACCACCGCGAAACCCGGACAAUACCAAACCUUUGAUGUCGCCGCCUCUGCUGCCGAGGAGGGCAGCCCUGAAUGGUACGUUAGGAAGGUCAUGGAUAACAGCCUCGACACAAAGGGACUUGGAAGUUUGGAGGUCAAUUUGAGAACACAACAGAUCGGCUGGGUCAAGCGAUUUAUCGAGUGUCAAGGACAAGUCGCCCUCACCAACGUUCUUAUGAAGCUCAACCGGAAACAGGCUGUUGGGCCGGCGGCACCCGAGACCAAGAACGACACCAAAAACCUUGACCGCGAGUAUGAUAUUGUAAAAUGUUUAAAGGCACUGAUGAACAACAAGUUCGGCGCCGACGAUGCACUGGCGCAUCAGCAAGUUAUCGUGGCCUUGGGCACAUCCCUUAUAUCUCCAAGGUUGAGUACGCGAAAGCUGGUCAGCGAAGUCUUGACCUUCCUGUGUCACUGGGGCGAUGGCGACGGCCAUGUCAAGGUCAUCCAGGCCAUGGAUGUUGUCAAAAACCAACAAAACGAGAAUGGGCGAUUCGACGCCUGGAUGCGCCUGGUCGAGGUCACUGUCGACGGCCGAGGCAAGAUGGGCAGUCUGGUUGGUGCGAGCGAAGAGGUUCGAAGCGGUGGUAUCGGCAUGGAGAAUCUGCUGAUGGAAUACGCCGUCGCAACACUCAUCCUCGUCAACAUGAUCAUCGACGCCCCCGAGAAUGACCUGCAGUUGCGGAUGCACAUCCGGGCCCAAUUCGGGGCUUGCGGCAUCAAGCGCAUCCUCACCAAGAUGGAGGCGUUCCAGUACGACCUCAUUGACAAGCAGAUCGAGCGGUACCGCAACAACGAAGCCAUCGACUACGAGGACAUGCUCGAGAGGGAGAAUAGCAGCAUCAAGGAUAGUAUCGAAGGUGAGGUUAAGGACCUCAACGACCCUGUCCAGAUCGCGGAUGCCAUCCAGUCGAGACUGCAGGGCACCAAGACGCAAGACUAUUUCAUCUCGGCGCUGCAGCAUCUGCUCCUCAUAAGAGAGGGCGAUGGCGAGGAGAGGCUGAGGAUGUUCCAGCUUGUUGACUCGAUGCUAAGCUACGUGGCCAUGGACCGGCGGCUGCCGGAUAUGGACCUCAAGCAGAGCCUGAAUUUCACCGUGCAGAGUCUCUUGGACAAGCUUCACACGGACUCCGAGGCUCGCCAAGCCCUUGAUGAGGCCCUCGAGGGUCGGCAAAUAGCUGAGGCCGCCAUGGCCGAGAGGGACGAGAUGAAGGCGCAGCUGGAGCUGGGCGCUGAUGGGCUUGUCGCGAAGCUCCAGAAGCAACUGGAUGAGCAGGCAAGGUUCAUUGAGGCGCAGAGGAGGCAAGCCGAUACUCUGAAGUCCGAGCUCGAAAACAUCCAAAACCUGCGGGCAAAGGAGGCCCAACGGUAUGAGCUCGAGACUCGUGAACUCUACCUCAUGCUCCGAGAUGCCCAAGACGUAGCAGCCUCGAACGCUGCUAAGGGUGGCAGUAACGGAACGGAGGACCCAGCCCGUAUGCAAGGUAUUUUGGACCGUGAGAGGCUCAUGGACCGUCUGGCCAUGCAAAUCGAGCGGCAGAAGACUCAGUACAAGCUGGAAGGCAGGAAAUGGGGCGAGGACGCUGGGCCAUCCGACCGGUUGCGGGCGUUGCGUGAGGAGAUGGAGGGCUAUGGCGCGGCAGGCGCAGGCCUUGGUGUACCAACUGACCCCAACGACUUUACUCACAGCGUGCUCGGAAGUGUGAAUCGCAACACUAGGAUGAACCGUAAGCGCGAGUCCCAGGAUGACUUCGGUGACGAGGGCGAAGACGAAGACGUCGUCUACGAGAAACCCACGCUCGUCGAACUACGCCGGCCACGCAUGGAUCCCAAGCAGGCUAGUGGCCUGAUGGGUGAGAUCAAGGGCACGGUCAAGAGAUACGAUGGCAGCGACUCCGAGGGUGAACAAGACGCGACAACAGGCCCGUCCCAUCCUAGCUUUGAGACGCAGUCACCCAUCACGCCCAGCGAUGACACGCCCAAGAUCCAGAUCACCGCGCAAAUGGACCUCCCCCACCGCCACCGCCUCCACCGCCCAUGCCAGGUCAGAUCCCAGGUGUUGGUCCCCCGCCGCCUCCUCCUCCACCGCCGCCACCGAUGCCAGGACAACUUCCUGGCGCUGGUCCUCCACCGCCUCCACCACCUCCUCCGAUGCCAGGAAGUGGCGGGCCACCACCACCGCCUCCGCCCCCUCCUCCCCCAGGCAUGA